UACCGGGAUGAGAGAGAGAUGCAGAUUUCAGUUCUGAGCAUAAUAUUCUCGGUUCAGUUGUUCUGACAUAAUUUUAAAGCACUUUAACAAAAAAGGAGAUAUUUCAUUUAUUUAGUGUUUCGGAAUCACUCUACAAAUUCUCUGCGAACCCACGACAUUCGACUUCUCUCAGAACUAUGAGUGAGAACAGUUCAUCUAAUCCUCCCAACAGCACCCAGGGGCCCGCCACAGACAAAAAAGCCCCCCAGGAGAAACCGGUGGACAAAGCAGGGAAGAACCCUACACAAGAACCUGAAGAAGAGAUCGACAUUGAUCUGGAUGCGCCAGAGACAGAAAAGGCAGCUUUGGCAAUACAGAAUCAGUUCAGACGCUUCCAGAAAAAAAAGAAGUAAAAAAGGGAAGAAUGAAUGAAAGAAUCAGUGCAGAGGAUAAAAACACCUUCCACAAUAUUCAAAAUGGAAAGAGAUUUAAUAAGGAAUAGAUAGGGAAAAGGGAAAAGUCAAGUGUGGGUGGGAAAUUAGGGGUUUGGAAAACAAAUGAUAGCCCAGUAGCAUCAGCAUGCUGGGUUGAUUAGAGUUUAAGACAUAAGAACAGGGGAGGAUUCUCACUUGAGGUUUUGUUCUUGUUGUAUUUGUCUAGAUUUGUCUUCAUCCUUUCUCUCCUCUCCUGUAGACAUAAAUAUAGGUAGGAGCAUCAGUUACUGACGUGCAACAUUAUCUAUUAUUUAAUAUAUUCAGAAUACAAUGAUGCAACAGAACAACAGAACAAAUCAAAAGCUGUAUGAGUUAAUAUUAUUUGAAGGAUCUAAACAUUAAUUAACGGUUGGGUUUUUAAACUAAUGUUAACAAAGAUUAAUAAAUACAGUAACAAAGGAACUGCUCACUGUUAAUGUAAUUUAAUGCAUUAUUGUAAACCUAAUUGUAAGGUAUUACCGGAAUUUCUAUAUAUCAACAGCAGACCAUAAGAUUAGUUGAUUAAAAAAAAAAGCUAUAUUAACCUGACAUAACCUAACAGAAGGAUUAGCAAUAGCCAUAUCUUGCAUAUUUCUGCAAUGUGGACAAGGAUUUAAUCAAGACACCGUAUAAAAUUAUGUAGUUUGAUAUUGUCAAUUGUAUCCCUAUAUUAAACUAGGCAAAUAGCCUUGAAAUACAAGUGAAACAGGCACAGUUUAACAUUUUUGUUCAGUUUACUGUAUUUUACCGGCUGGUUGAAUUUAGCACAAGGUCAAGAACCUUUUUAAAGCUCGUCAAACUCACUAAAAUUAGCUUAAUGCCUUUUGCUUUAAAUCCAGAAUUUACCAACAUGCAACAAGACCCUUGAAUUAUUGGGAACUGGUGAUUCAAAUGGAGAUGAUUAUCAAGGAAAGUGUAACAUUUUGAUCUAUUUUAAGUGUCUUUCUCGUUCUCCUUCCCCUAUAAUUAAAACAGUCUCUACAGAUAUCUCAGAAUAGCUGAUAUUAAUGAGAGCAGUCUAUAGACGCUCAAGAUGAUCUCACAGUUAAUGGGACAAAUGAUGUCUGUAAUUGCAUUGAGACAGGCCUUAUGAAAAUGUCAUUUGUCUUUUAUUGUUCUCAAAUAGUCACUGACAAUGCAAUAACUGAAUACAUCUGUUAUGAUUCUGUACGUAUUAUAUGAAGUGUGACACAUUUUAUUGUUGAACAGUUAGAACAGACGAAAUCUGUCCUGUAUUGCCCUGUACUUCUUUUCCUGUGUGUGUGUGCUUAUGUCUACUUCAGUGCUCUAACCCAUACUUAUUUCUUUUUUCUCUGUGCGACUCAAAUAUAUGCUUCAGUAAAAAGAACUGUAUGUCCUGA
Messenger RNA from Carassius gibelio (silver crucian carp), 1813 nucleotides. RefSeq names its product Purkinje cell protein 4-like protein 1. Gene Ontology annotation, molecular function: protein binding. The record is from RefSeq and is a predicted model, not a curated record. Bases 177 to 392 code for a protein of 71 amino acids. NCBI's taxonomy places the organism in Eukaryota, Metazoa, Chordata, Actinopteri, Cypriniformes, Cyprinidae. The transcript has 3 exons.